AACGCCUUCCUCGAUGGGGCCACUAGCGAGUACUCAUCGUCGUCACGGUGUGGCGUAACAUGGCUGACCACUCGUCCUCGACAACCUCACCCUUGGAUGACAACUUGUGUGGCGUUGGUAUUCUCAAGAGGGUGGAACCGCAUAAAAUGCCCAAAAUCCUUGGGCCACAUGAGGAUGAAAAGAAGAUCAAACAAAGGCACCGUCAUCACGUCUCGGCGUUGGUGGCGUUGGUUAUGAACAUCCUUCGAUAUUGGAUGGAGCCACUAGAGCUGUUAAGGCACCUGUCCCUUGAACACAGCCGUCGGGGCCCCAUGGAUAGGACCAUAGCAAGCUGGCACCUGAAGAUCAAGUUGAAGAAGAAGAGCUGUUGGGGCAUAAUGUGUGAAUGCGGGCAAGCCCCCGACGUCGAUUCAAGUUCCACCAUCGACCCUCAAGAUCCUGAGGGAGGUCGGAUACACCGUCGCGCACGGUUGUAUCUGUUCCUGGCAUGACCUUUUCGCGGUCCUCGGGAUAAGUACCCGCUCGGUCUUGGAGUGGGGAAACUAGCAAUGCCUUAAACUUGGUUUGUGGGCGAUAAAGCAAGUGAAGAUUCGUCUUUACUCGUUUUCAGCUUAUGCAAUGCGCACUUUAUCGAUGCAUUAGUUGUGUUCAUCGGAAUAUAUUUCAAUUAUGUAC
Molecule: messenger RNA, 675 nt
Organism: Somion occarium
Lineage: Eukaryota; Fungi; Basidiomycota; Agaricomycetes; Polyporales; Cerrenaceae
Source: the annotation of a GenBank genome assembly